Daphnia pulex (common water flea) is the source of this 561-nucleotide messenger RNA. It is a transcript of the gene Pfdn4, whose product is annotated as prefoldin subunit 4-like. Lineage: Eukaryota; Metazoa; Arthropoda; Branchiopoda; Diplostraca; Daphniidae. The coding region runs from base 115 to 561 and encodes 148 amino acids. Gene Ontology annotation, cellular component: cytoplasm; prefoldin complex. Gene Ontology annotation, biological process: protein folding. The record is from RefSeq and is a predicted model, not a curated record. The transcript has 4 exons.
AAAAAUCCUAAAAAGAAUAGUAAUUUGAAUAAUGGCAACCAGCAUAUCAUUAUCGAUUGAAAUAAUCGAUAAAUAGGCGUCGUCUGCUACGUAGGGGUUGUCAAGAAAAACAUCAUGGCCUCAGUAGCAGUUUCUAAAGAUUCUCUUGAAUCGGACUCUGACAUUCACAUUACAUUGGAAGACCAACAGAAAAUCAACCGGUUUGCACGACACAAUGCAAAAUGGGAGGAGCUCAGGGAUGAUCUGAAAAAUAAAAAGGGAGAUCUUCAAAACUUGGAGGAUGCUUCAGAUGAUUUACUCUUGGUUGAUGAUGAAUCAGCUCCAAUUCCUUUCGUUGUAGGUGAAGUGUUUGUUCAUUUCAACAUGGAAGAGGCAAAGGUGAUUUUCUUUUUUCCUCUUCUGUCAAUUGAGAAACUUGAAGAAGCAAAAGACAAAGUGAAAAAAGAUAUUGAAGCCAUCGAAGCUGAAUGCACAAACAUCAAGACUUUGAUGAGCGAUCUGAAGACGCAAUUGUACGCCAAAUUCGGUAAUUCUAUCAACCUAGAAGCCGAAGAGGAAUAA